CUCAGAAUUUUCUGAACCACAGUAAGUCGGCAUAUCGAAAGAGAGUGUGAGCAACACGGCAAGAAGAACCUAAUGAGGAAGGACUGCAGCGGCGGCGGAGGAGCUGCUAUGCCGGCUUCCCCCUCACCGCUUUUCUUCCCCUGCCUCGACGCCAAACCCUUCGUCGCCACCCUCGUCGUCAUAACCCUCAUCAUGGCCAUUUGGCAACUCCAACCCUACGAAUCCCUCUUCUCUUCUUCCCCUUGUCCCAUCCCUAAUUCCCCCUCUUCAUCUACCUCUAACCUCAGGCAAAAAUUCGCAUCUUUUUCUUCUCCCAUUACCUCAACUCUCCUCCCCAACUCCUCCUCCUCCCCUUUCCUCAAGCAAAAAAUCGAAUCUUUUUCUUCUCGUAAUGCCUCAACUCCCAGUACCAGCUCUCGCUCCAGCCUCAUCACCGACCCCAAUCUGCGCACUUUUCGCUCCUACGGCAACGCCGCCUCCCUCUUCGUCCUGAUGGGUGCUUACCGAGGAGGCCCCACCACCUUCGCCAUUGUCGGCCUCGCUUCCAAACCCACCCACGUCUUUGGUAAGCCCUGGUUCAAAUGCGAGUGGGUUCCCAACUCCAACUCCUCCCCCAUUCGCACCAAAGCUUACAAGAUCCUCCCCGAUUGGGGCUACGGCCGCGUUUACACCGUCGUCGUCGUCAACUGCACUUUUCCGUUCAUCCCCAACGCCGACAACACCGGUGGAAAGCUCUUUGUUAAUGCCUACUAUUCCCCCUCUCCCCGCCGCUACGAGAAAUUUCUUGCACUCGAAGAACCUCCCGGUUCCUACAACAAAUCCCUUUUCAGCCCUCCCUACAAGUACGACUAUCUCUACUGCGGUUCAUCUCUGUAUGGGAACUUGAGCUCCAGCAGGAUUCGGGAAUGGAUGGCUUACCACGCGCACUUCUUCGGUCCAAAAUCGCAUUUUGUGUUCCAUGAUGCCGGCGGCGUGAGCCCUGCGGUUAGAGCGGUGCUUGAUCCGUGGGUGAAGCUUGGGAGGGCGACGAUACAGGAUAUUAGAGCACAGGAUGAGUAUGAUGGGUAUUAUUAUAAUCAGUUCUUGGUGGUGAAUGACUGUCUUCAUAGGUAUCGGCAUGCGGCGACUUGGACCUUUUACUUCGAUGUGGAUGAGUAUAUUUAUUUGCCGGAUGGGAGGACACUGCAGGAAGUGCUUGGUGAGCUUUCGAAUUAUACGCAGUUUACUAUUGAGCAGAAUCCUAUGUCGAAUGCUCUGUGUGUGAAGGAUCCCGGCAAGGAUUACUCCAGGGAAUGGGGAUUUGAGAAGCUAGUAUUCAGGAAUUCAAUCACCGGUGUGAGAAGAGAUAGAAAAUACGCGAUCCAAGCGAAAAAUGCUUUUGCCACUGGAGUUCACAUGUCUGAGAAUGUCAUCGGACCAACUACACACAAAACCGAAUCCAUAAUCCGGUACUAUCACUACCACAACUCCAUCAAUGUCUUAGGGGAGCCGUGUCGAGAAUUCAUACAGAUGCCUGUGAAAGGCAAUGUGACUUGGUACGAGAAGAUACCAUAUGUUUACGAUGACAACAUGAAACGCCUCUCCGACGAAAUCAAGAGAUUUGAGGAGCAAACAAUCGGUCACCUUCGUGUUAAUGAUAAAACAACCUGAGAUUGAAAGAUAUUUUCAGCAUUCUAAAACAACCUGAGAUUGAAAGAUGUUUUCAGCAUUCUUUUGUUGUUGCUCUCUUGGGAGAAAUGGAAAUUUGAACAGAUUCAAGAAUGAGCUUGUUAAAGAAGGAGAAUUGAAAACCUAGGAAGCCAUUGGUCACCAUUAUUGUAGAGGUAUGGUUCUGGUUAAAGUGUUUUAUCUUGUUGUUGUACAUGACCUUCUCCAGCAAAUUUGUUCUUUUGAGGGUCUAUGCUCCUCUUGUUCUCUACCUUCUUUGUUAUAUUAAGAUAUACUGUUUUUUUU
Molecule: messenger RNA, 1953 nt
Organism: Phalaenopsis equestris
Lineage: Eukaryota; Viridiplantae; Streptophyta; Magnoliopsida; Asparagales; Orchidaceae
Product: galactan beta-1,4-galactosyltransferase GALS1
Exons: 2
Coding region: 73-1650 (525 amino acids)
Source: RefSeq, a predicted model, not a curated record